AUGAGACGUAUACUACGGCCCACCUACCCCUGCGCUUAUACACUCAAACCUGACGAAUGAGAGAAUCAAAUAACCAACCAUGGUGGAUAACCUCAACCCGAGCUCUCCUGUCUGAGACACUCAUUCCUGACACUAUCACAUCUGAAACAUACAGCCUUAAAAUAGCAGGACGCACGAUCACGAGAAUGUUUAGCAGAACGCUGCUUAUCAUCGUCUGUCUUCAUCUCUGUGCAGGCAUUGGACAUGCUGAAACAUGUAAACCGGUUGAAUGUUUGAACUGUUCUCAACCUCUAGGUAGAAAUACAACACAAGCGUGUCCACUGUGCCAAUCCAAUUCACUUAACUGCACCAACGAUGUCCUGCAAAACUGCACGAUAAAAGAUUUUAAUGUGAACGUAUACACGUCUUCCACCAAAGUUCCAGAGGGUACAACCGUGACUGUUAACUGCACUCAUGACGUUCCCAACGGCUCCAUCAGCUGGCUAAAGGACAAUCAAUUACAGGAAAAAGAAAUUAAAUUAUUAUUAUUUAAAAUCAAGAACAUUCUAAAAACCUCAGUCAUCAGCUGCAAGGUUGAUAGUAGUUGUGGGAACUACAACUCUACUAUAACAAUUGAUGUAGAAGCUGCUAAUAAUUUGCUGGUUUUACUGAUUUGUGUCGGAGCAGCAGCUACUCUCCUCAUGCUGUUUGCAAUAGUCAUGAAGAUCGCGCUCAAGAGAGGACAAGCUCAGAGUCAGGCCAGGAAGAGACAAAGACAGCAGAACCUGGAGAACAUCCACAGCACUGUGAACACCGUCACCAGCUACUACUGAGAGAGAGCGUUUCCCCCGGAGCUCCUGAUCCAGAGACGUUUCAAUUCUACACUCCAAAAAUAUUUAGACCUAUAUUUAGGAUUUAGGUUUUUGAAUUGCAUAUUAAAUUUCCAUCCAUUUGGAGCACACAAUUUUAACAUAAACUAAUAAUUGAGCUUUUAAAAUGAACUCUAUGAACUUCAUAUACAAUUCAAAUCAAUUUUGUUUACAUAUUAUCAUUGAAUGAUUUCGUGUGAAGUUGACUCGCUGGAUAUAUGGCUAAGGAAUGCAAUGGCAUGUUUUUUUUUUAAACAAGUUUAACUUGUUAGGUCAUCCUAAAAACACAUGCAGAAAUGGCCAAUGUGAAAUACAGAGAUCAUCCACAGUAGUCAGUGAAAACAGCAAACCAAGGAAGAUUCGUUUUUCCACUGUUUUGGGUGCAAACACUUCAUAAUAAGGUUCCAAUUGUUAAUUUUAGUUUACUACAUUAGUUAGCACUGAAAAAUACUUUUAUUUAAGCAUUUAUACAAUUUUCUAAUACACAAUUAACAUUAACAAAAGUUGUAUCUAUUAAUGUUAUUGAAUUGACCUGAGCUAACAUGGACUAACAAUGGACAUUGUAUUUUUAUUAACUAAUUUUAACAAAGAUGAAUAAAUACUGUAACAUUGUAUUGCAUGUUGUUAGUUAAUGUUAGUUAAUGCAUUAUAGUUAACAAAUGAAACCUUAUUGUAAAGUGUUACCUCGUUUUCUUGUGUUGCACAACUCAUUUUUUUCUAGGUACAUGUAUAAUUAAUUUCUCUUCUACCUUAUUUUGAUUUAUAUUUUGUUUUAUUGGCUCUUUAUUGCACAUUCCACAUUGUAAAUGUCUUGUAUUUUUACCGUUCCAAAGGAGUGUGUCACUUUACGUACUUAUUUACUAUUCUAUGCAGUUUUGCAGUAUAAAUAACGCUGAAAAUUUGAAAAGAAAAAGUGUGCUUCAAAUGCACAGAUGAUGCACUCGAUUUACCAAAAAAUGUCACUCAAAUGUUAGCUUUAAUUACAUAGUGGAGGGGGAGGAGCUAUCAGACAAAAUAACCUUAUUCAUACAUUAGGCUGAGUAAAAUAAAUGUAUGGGGUAUAGUGCAUUAUUUUUUGUGUUAUGAGUUAAACUACAGUAUACUGUGUAGUUUUUAUCUUAGUCCAUUAAAGUCUAAUAUUUGCACAAUA
Onychostoma macrolepis is the source of this 1998-nucleotide messenger RNA. RefSeq lists its product as uncharacterized. The transcript has 9 exons. The coding region runs from base 57 to 812 and encodes 251 amino acids. The record is from RefSeq and is a predicted model, not a curated record. NCBI's taxonomy places the organism in Eukaryota, Metazoa, Chordata, Actinopteri, Cypriniformes, Cyprinidae.